Alternaria ethzedia is the source of this 393-nucleotide messenger RNA. RefSeq lists its product as uncharacterized. The transcript is spliced from 3 exons. The coding region runs from base 1 to 393 and encodes 130 amino acids. The record is from RefSeq and is a predicted model, not a curated record. Lineage: Eukaryota; Fungi; Ascomycota; Dothideomycetes; Pleosporales; Pleosporaceae.
AUGAAGUACAAUUUGUCUUUCGUCGCUUUCAUGGCCCUCGGCUUUGCCGCAGCAGAAGGCAUUCGGGGCGAAGCUCGCAUUGAGAAGAAGAGGUCAGAUUCAGAUCUAUAUUCCGUUCCCGUCCCCGACUCAGUGCACAUAGAGUCCUACCCUGCGGUCCCACCGCCUGUAGAGCCUACCGACAUCAGCUCCGACGACUCGUGCUCCACGGCCCUCACCACAAUCACGACUACGCGGACCGUCUCUGUCAUCACGCAAAUUCCUUCCAGCCUCGCUAGUGUCACCGGUACCGCCGACCUAAGCUCCUCCGUGCCUUCUCAGUCAGCACCUUCGACUACCAUCGAGCGGUACGACAACGGAUUUCGUUCCCGCUCCGAGCAGUGUUGCUUCUGA